Molecule: messenger RNA, 2061 nt
Organism: Fraxinus pennsylvanica
Lineage: Eukaryota; Viridiplantae; Streptophyta; Magnoliopsida; Lamiales; Oleaceae
Source: the annotation of a GenBank genome assembly
AUGGACUGGAAUGAUAUAUGUAGAUUCGUUGACUCUUCUAAGAAUCCUGCCGUCUUCCAUCGUAAUUCAUUGAUAAAGCAUGCUAAUGCAAAAGGGAAAACCAAUAAUCAAAUUCAACUAUUCGUGAUUUUGAUUUCUUGUUCUACUAUAAAUCAAGAGAAAUAUUUUUACGUCAUUGCUGAAGGAAAAUGCAGAGGGUUGAUUAAGAAAUACUCUGGCUAUUUUUUAGAGCACAAUGAUGAGAUUGAAUCAACUGCUGAUGUCAACAUGAUGGGAUAUGCUAACAUGAAACAGAUUGCAUCUGGGGUUCACUUCAGACUGCGAGCCCGUACAUUCAUUGUGGCAGAGCCAAAUGGAAACCGAGUUGUAUUCGUAAAUCUUGAUGCUUGUAUGGCCUCACAACUUGUGACAAUAAAGGUCCUCGAGAGGUUGAAGGCAAGGUAUGGAAAUCUGUAUACAGAAAAAAAUGUUGCUAUCAGCGGAAUUCACACACAUGCUGGCCCUGGAGGUUAUCUUCAAUAUAUUGUAUAUAUAAUAACAUCUCUUGGUUUCGUGCGCCAAUCAUUUGAUGUCCUUGUUGAUGGCAUUGAGGAGAGUAUUGUACAAGCUCAUAAAAGCCUUCAACCUGGAUCAAUAUAUGUGAAUAAAGGGGAGCUUUUAGAUGCUGGGGUCAACCGCAGUCCGAGUGCUCAUCUCAAUAAUCCUGCAGAAGAACGCAGUAAAUACAAGUAUGACGUUGAUAAAGAUAUGACCCUUUUGAAAUUUGUAGAUGAUGAAUGGGGUCCAGUAGGUAGCUUCAAUUGGUUUGCAACCCAUGGGACUUCUAUGAGCCGUACAAACUCAUUGAUAAGUGGGGACAACAAAGGAGCUGCUGCUCGUUUUAUGGAAGACUGGUUUGAUCAGGAUAGUGGUGAAGUGAUAGUUUCUGAUGAAUCUAAGGCUAGUGGAAUCCCUCGGAGAGUCUCAAACAUUAUUCCAGUUCGCAAUAAUCAUCACGAGCUGCUUGAACUUGCUGCUUCUUUCCAGUCUUCUUCAGGCAAAUCAGCAACCAGAUUUAUGAGCCUUGCAAGACGUGUAAGAAGUUCUCUAAGGCGAGCUGAUAGGCCUAGAUUCGUUUCUGCAUUUUGUCAAAGCAAUUGUGGGGAUGUUAGCCCAAAUGUGCGAGGGACCUUCUGCAUAGACACAGGGUUGCCUUGUGACUUCAAUCAUAGUACCUGUGAAGGGAAGAAUGAAUUAUGCUAUGGCCGAGGUCCUGGGUACCCAGAUGAAUUUGAAAGUACUCGUGUCAUUGGAGAUAGACAAUUCAAAAAGGCGGUGGAACUUUUCAAUAACGCAUCAGAGCAAUUAGAGGGAAAGGUUGAUUAUCGCCAUACUUAUGUGGACUUCUCUAACCUUGAUGUAACAAUUCCUAAUCAGGGAGGAGGUACUAAGAUUGUAAAAACAUGUCCUGCAGCAAUGGGGUUUGCAUUUGCUGCUGGUACAACUGACGGUCCUGGGGCUUUUGAUUUUAAGCAAGGAGAUGACAAGGGAAAUGCAUUUUGGAGACUGGUGCGUAACCUACUUAAAAGACCAAAACAAGGGCAAGUUGAUUGUCAACAUCCAAAGCCCAUUCUGCUUGAUACUGGUGAAAUGAAAAAGCCUUAUGACUGGGCGCCCUCAAUACUUCCAGUUCAGAUUCUCAGGAUAGGACAGCUGGUCAUUCUCAGUGUACCUGGAGAAUUCACUACGAUGGCUGGAAGACGGCUACGAGAUGCUGUGAGAACAGUGCUCACAAGUGGAGGUAGAAAAGAAUUUGAUGAAAAUGUUCAUGUUGUGAUAGCUGGGUUGACAAAUACAUACUCACAAUAUAUAACAACCUUUGAGGAGUACCAGAUACAGAGAUAUGAGGGUGCUUCAACACUCUAUGGCCCGCAUACUCUUUCUGCGUACAUUCAGGAGUUCAAGAAGCUUGCAGCAGCCCUUAUCAGUGGACUGUCCGUGCAAUCUGCUGAUAGAAAGGCCAUAUAUGAUUUAUAUUUCAGUUCAAUUGCGGCAAGAUCAAUUCUGCAAGUGGUAGAAUAG